This is a messenger RNA of Marchantia polymorpha subsp. ruderalis, 1857 nucleotides long. The record is from the annotation of a GenBank genome assembly. Lineage: Eukaryota; Viridiplantae; Streptophyta; Marchantiopsida; Marchantiales; Marchantiaceae.
UUAUAUCAUGUUCUUGUACAGAACUGUGGUGCGAUUAGGGUUGGAUUUAGCUCGGCAAAGGCAACGCAUGCGUCGAGAAUUUUGACGAGAAUUAUUGACGGGAUUUGAAAAUUUGUGAAGAUGGCAGAGCGCGAAGGUCGAGUGCAUCCUGCUUGCAUCAAUGCGGGCAAUCCACACCACGAGUGCGUGGAGUUUUGUUUUCGGAGAAUCGCGGAGAAGCAAUCACACGCUCAGCAACCUCAUCAAGCUGAGGUCGCAGAGAAGCUACCACCUCCUUCAUCUCCCGCCCGAGAUGAUCCAGUCCAGUCUGAGGAGGACAGAGCAGCUCAGGAAGCUGAGGAGCAAAGAAACAAGGAGGCAUACGCCAAAAUGAGCGAGAAGCAGAAAAAACUUUUUGACUUACGCCUCAAGCUGAAUGCAGCUCGUAAGGCGAACGAAGCUGCUAAAAUUGCUGAGAAGAAGCGAGAGGAGGCACCUCAAGAGGUUCGAGGUGUGUCGAAGGCAAAGUGGUUCGAAGAGAGGCAAAAGAGGAUGGGCAAGGUACUGGAAACAAAUGGUCUAGAUAUGAAGAAAGCUUACCUGCUUGACACUCAGGAGCAAGCAGAAGCUAAGUACGAGAAGUGGGAUAAAAAGCCAGCAGCAUUCGGAUGGGAUGUUUUUAACCAGAAGUCGUUGUACAAUGCUUACAAAAAGCGAACUAAGGACAUCCCGUAUGGAAUGGAGGAUUAUAACAAAGCAAAGGACGCAGAUCCCGAUUUUUAUAGAGAUGGAAGCAGCCUUCAAUACGGCAAGGCUCCAGAAGUUCCGGAGGAGAAUGUUGACCGGAUGGUUGCCGAACUUACAUCCAGAAGUACGCAGCGCAAGGAAUUUAGCCGUCGUCGUAAGUUUCAUGACGAGAAGGAUAUUGACUCAAUUAAUGACAGGAAUGAGCACUUCAAUCGGAAGAUCGAGCGUGCUUUUGGAAAGUAUACUGUGGAGAUCAAGAACAACUUGGAGAGAGGAACAGCUCUUCCUGAUUAAGUUGCUCUCGUGUUAUUUGGGCAAGUUCUUCUUCCUCACAGAAGCAAUUGUAAGAAGUCGUCUGUUGAACGACAUCGAUGGCUCAGUGCUUGGCUACAGCCCGUCUCAUGGACAUACAUACAUACGACAGGGGCUGCUCGACCUGUAGUGGCACGCCGACUAUCUGCUUCUGACUCCCCAGGUCAUGAAGAUCGUUCGAAGAAUCAUGCGAGGCCUAAUUGGCGUGCAUCAUUGUAUACACUAGUGGGGAAGCUGUCAACGUUUGCGAGGAUGACCACCAUGUUAGCAGACAGAAGGCAUGAUUUGCAGAACUCGUUCAGAAAAGUUCUGACACUCGGAAUAGUCCUGAGAUCCGAGAAGAUCAGUAACGUCUUGGUUUUAAACCAGCUGAGCAUUUUGUACAGUACGUAGUUUGAUCAGGCUCUCCUCUGUAAAUUAAGCCAUUGGAGACCCGAACAUAUGUUCGAGGAAUAGAAAAAAGGAUUUUCGAUAUUGCUUCUAUCUCUGAUCAGGACCACCGUGCGGCCCAGGUCUGAUGACAUCGUUAUGGAAUGAUUCUGAUGCAUGCAGUGGAAUAAGAGGUUUGUAGGAAAAUUGUUUUGGGGCGAAUGCCGGGCCGUCCAGUACCUUUGUAACGAUUGUCCCGACCAACCAUAGAGGGUAUCGAUUCUCAUGGACGGUGACAAGAGCAGAGCCUUCGCCAAGGCUGCCGAGUGUUACCUCGCCUACACAACCUGCCCUAGAGAUAUCCCGAGGAGGACAUCGAACCCAUCAUUUGUCGAUCCAAGCUGUAAAGCCGCUGCAGAUGGCGUUCUAGCUCCUGGCGUCUGCCAAAAC